Molecule: messenger RNA, 1854 nt
Organism: Daphnia magna
Lineage: Eukaryota; Metazoa; Arthropoda; Branchiopoda; Diplostraca; Daphniidae
Product: cAMP-dependent protein kinase catalytic subunit beta
Exons: 12
Coding region: 92-1657 (521 amino acids)
Biological process (GO): peptidyl-serine phosphorylation
Cellular component (GO): nucleus; cAMP-dependent protein kinase complex
Molecular function (GO): ATP binding; cAMP-dependent protein kinase activity
Source: RefSeq, a predicted model, not a curated record
CUUCAGUCGUGACUUGCAAUUGGCUCACCUUUUAUUAUUCUGAAACAACGUCCAGUGCCAAGUAUCGACUGCUGGCCGACAAGUGUUCGUCAUGCCUUUUUUUGGAUUUCUGAGCAAAAAGAAAGAUGCCAACGAGGAUUCAGGAGUCAUCGUUGGCGUCGGUUUCAAAGCGACAGCAGCCAACGAAACUGCGAUGAAAUCAGCUAUGAAACAUCCUGCCAAUGAAAACAAGUCCAAGAAUAAAAACAAGGAGAACAAACACGAAGAGAAAAGUGAGCCGCUGCAGACAGUUUCGACAGGCAAUCGGCGUCAUGAAACAAGUCCUUAUCUUCCUCCGACCAAUUACGAGUUUAAUAUCUCGGCUCCAGCUACGGAAUCCUCCCAAACAAUUAACCGCAAUAACACGUACGGCAACAAUCAAGUCGUCGUUGCAAACACGACGGACAAAAAACAGAGUAAACUCGACUUGGAAAUUUUUGGGACGACCAAACAGCCAACGUUUAGAACGGCCCUCUCAACGCCCAAUCUGCUGACGGCUGAUUUGGCGCAAGAGUCGGCACGUAAGCCGAUAUCAUCUGACGAUAGGCCAACCUUGAGAAAUGGAACUCUAAUCCAUUAUAAUGGCUCAACCAGUUAUGAAGAGUACUUGCGACAGGCGAAAGAAAUGUUCGAACACAGAUGGCGAUAUCCACCGGACCAAGACGGAAUAGAUUUGUACGACUUUUUCCGGGCGCGGACGUUAGCCUCUGGCAAUUUCGGGCGCGUUAUACUUGUCCAGAACAAGUUAAACAAGCAAUUUUACGCCAUGAAAGUUCUCGAGAAGCAAAAGGUCGUGAAAAAGAAACAGGUGGAGCACACGUUGGACGAGAAAAAAGUAUUGACUGCCAUUAGUUUCCCGUUCAUUGUUAAAUUGGAAUUCUAUUUCAAGGACAAUUCUAAUUUAUAUAUGGUUCUCGAAUACGUACCUGGAGGCGACAUGUUUACCCAUUUGCGUAAACUUGGAAGAUUCAAAGAGCCUCACGCCCGAUUCUAUGCCACUCAGAUCGUUUUGGCUUUUGAAUAUCUGCAUCAUCUAGGGCUGAUAUACCGCGAUUUGAAACCGGAAAACAUUAUGAUAGACACAGCUGGAUAUGCUAAAGUUACAGAUUUUGGUUUCACCAAGAGAAUUGCGGAUAGACGGACGUGGACGAUGUGUGGAACGCCGGAAUACUUGGCUCCCGAAAUCAUUCUCGUUAAAGGCUAUAAUGGAGCCGUCGAUUGGUGGGCUCUGGGAGUCUUGAUUUUCGAAAUGGUGGCUGGACAAGCGCCCUUUAUAGCCGAUCAACCCAUUCAGCUCUACGAGAAAAUCGUGGCCGGCAAGAUCCAAUAUCCGAAAAUAUUUAGCUCAGAAGUGAAGGAUCUCGUCCGCGGUUUACUACAAGCCGAUCUGACCAAACGACUGGGUAACCUGAAAAAUGGCGUUGGUGACAUUAAAAACCAUCGCUGGUUUCAGACGACCGAUUGGCUCGCCAUCUAUCAAAAAAGAGUUCCUGCACCAUUGAUCCCGAAAGUGAAGGGAGCCGGUGAUACGAGACAUUUCCAGCCUAGCGAAGAAGAUCGAGAUCUGUUCAAAGGGAGACCCGAUAAUUUGCACGAAGAGACGUUCAGAGAUUUUUAAAAAUUGUUUUUCUUGUUGGCUGUGUUUUUUUCCCUUUUCGUUUGAGCAACAGUUAUUAUUUUAAUUUCGUGUACCUAUUACUGGUUUUUGAAUUCAUCAAUUUCAUAGCUGUUCUGUUGCCAUGACAAUUCAUCUCACCCAAUCUCUGCUUAUCAGUUGUUCGUGACAAUACAUCCCUACAGGUUGUGUUAUGAAAA